UGCUGCCAGCUGUUAGCUGAAGCCGGUUCCUGCAAAGCUGUGAGCCGCAGGGCCAACCCCAGGACGGUGGUGGGGGCUGUGAUCUGCUUCCAGCGGCUGCCAGCAGCUGGCAGGACUGAGCCUUUAAGGCAAGCCUGAACGAGGAGAGACAUUUUAACAUCUCAUUUGGGGACACUAGCAGAGAUGAGAACAACUCAAAGCACGUGUCUGCUUCAGUUUCAGAGCGAAUGGCCCCGCUGCGGCCUCUGCCCGCUGCCAGCAGCCCGGCUGGCACAGGACAGCCACCAUCCCCCGCAGGAAUCGAGCUGGUGCUUCCAGGGCUCAAGGGAACCUGUAGGGACGGCAGCGCUGCCUCCUGUGAGGCUUCCCCUCCAUCCUCUGGCGCAGGUGUGACCAGCCGCGCCUGGGCCGUGCUCCGGGACGGGACAGACGGGUCUGUGCCCUAAGGUGACGAGCCUCCUGGCGGCCCUGGAGCGCGGCCGCCCCGAAAGGGUUAUAAGGAGGGCUCCACCCUUCCUGUACGUCCGUGUCCUCCUGGGUGACCUUCCCGGCAGCCCUUGCUGGCUCUGCCCCAACCAAACAAAGACGACAGGAAGUUUUCAAACAGCAGCUUCCCUGAAAGUUGGCUGCGUUAUAGCUGGGCUGUGCUGGCACCUGGCUGGUCCCGGCCACCGGAGAACGCGGCAGCGAGUUGGUGCCGUCGCCUGAGAGGACCCCGGCAGCCGUUGGGAGUCCCUGUACAGGACAGUGUUGUCUCCAGACCCAAGGACAGGCUCUGCAGCACCAGCAAUUCGCACAUGGAGUUUCUACAGUUCUGCUUGUUGUGACCUUCUGGGCCACCAGGGAAACACAAUGGGGUCCUGCCAGCCUUGUGCGAUGAACCAUCCCUUGCCAGGACUCUCCUCGGGCUUCCUGAGACAUUGAGUUGCUGCUUGAGAUCCUGACUGCUUCUGAUUCCUCACUGCGCUGCUGGCAGGGUGGGAUUGAUAUCCAGUUUAGGACACUGGGCAGAGCCAAGCCCAUCACCAUCCUCUGUGCCCUUGGCAGACUGGGGGACCAAGCUGGACCCCUCACUCUAGAGGGGCUCCACGUGAGCAAGGGACAGGCUUGGGGCUGUCCAUAUUCACUCUGGUGGGAAGAGCCAACUCCUUCACCCUUUCCACCUGGAAACCGUGUAACUGCUGGGGAUGGCACCACAUGGAUGCAGAGCAAGGGCCAGCAGCCUGGCAGCAAGGCACUAGCUGAGCCUGAGCACCAUCACAGGGCAUAGAGCUGCCUGGGGGGGUGCCAGCAUCCCCAUCACAGACGCACUCCAGGGAUGUAGGUGCCGGGCACAGGAGGAGUCCUGGCAGCAAUGGGCCGGCUGGAUGACCAUGCCAAGAGGAGGAUUGUGGAGCUGCGCAGGGCUGGGCUGAGCUUCCGCAAGAUCAAGAAGGUGCUGGAGCUGGAUGACAUCCGGGUGACGCCGCAGGCUGUGUACCUCUUCCUCAAGAGGAAGAGUGUGGAGCCGGGGUCAACGGCAGCUGGCUGGGAUGGGGACCAGCCCUGGCCCCCGCUGCAGGGGCAUGAGGCUGAGCCCCCCAGGCUGCUGGGUACCCAGCACCCUGCACUGCUCACUGGGGAUACUGUGGGCAGCCGGGCACCCUGCUGUGCUGGCAGCCAGGACACCAAGGAAGGCAUCCAGAUUGUCAGUGUGGCCUCACUCUGCAAGGACGGUGGGCAGCUUGGGGACACUUUGGCUAUGGGGCUGGCCCCUGGGAAUGGUGAUGAUAGCUCCACAGGCACGGCCCUGGCUCCAGGGACUGCUCUGGGGGGCUUUGCCCCCCUGCCUCAGCCACUGCCCAGCCGAGGGCAGCUGGUCACACCCUCCAACCAGAACUCAGCCCUGAUGGUGAAAAAGAAGACAGUGGACAGGGCUAUCCUCCUGCAGAAAAAGGUCAAAGAUGCCAGCACUCAGACUGCCUUGCCAAACUCUGUGGGUCCAGAAAAUCACAGCCUUGCUUGGGGUAGACCAGUGCCCCCCACUGCUCCCAGCUGCCCUGCCAUCGCCGAGAAGCUGGAUGCUGUACAGAUGGAGGUGCAGAAGCUGAGCCAGGCCCUGCAUGCGGUGCUGGAGCGGCAGUGCUGCCUGGAACGCCAGCAGGAGCACCAGCAGCGGCUGCAGCAGGAGGUGCUGAUGACACUGCAGCAGCUCAGCUCCACCGUGAGCCACGGCGCUGUGCCAGCCACCCAGCCCUGUGGCCCCUUCAGCAGCAUGGCUGAGCCCUUGCCCACCAUGGCAAACUUCAGCCAGUUCAAGAUGGAGCUGAUCUGAGCUCCUGCAAGGCCUGUGUGCGCCAGCAGUGCCGUGCUAAUGAAACCGGGAGGAAGAACCAUCUCUCAGAGGCUGCUCAAGGGAUUACAAGCAGCACCCAGCAGAUAAGGUCCCUGGUGCCUCAUGGUCCCAGCCCUGCGGACUGGAAGGGGCUGCCUGGCACAAGAGGCUGGACAGUGGAAGGCUGAGGCCUUGCUCCUCCUGUUGCUGAUCCUGGCUGGCACUGGAGCUGGCUGGGGCCCAUGGACCUCAGCAGAAGGUGCAAGGAGAAGAUGCAGCUAAUGUGGACCCAACAGGGAGGUGGGACUCCAAGGAUACAGGAGGCUUCCUUCUCAUGAGGGUCAAUGCCAUGAUGAUCAAUCUUGCCCUCCCCUCCACAGAAUCUUGUUCAGUAAAAAUCUGUCUGCACCACAGUUCAGAACCAGUGUGUGAUGAGUAUCUACGUAUUCCCUACCCCACACUUGGCCAGUGAGCAGGCUGGAUCUGUCUCGGUCACUAUCACCAUGCAUGGAACUGCACAGGGUGCAGAAACUCAUGAGGUGAGACCAGCGUUCCACACAUGAUGUUGUUGGAGCUUGGUAUCAGCUGCUGCACCAUUAGGGAUAGAUCAGACUUGUAGGAAACAAUCUUUUACUGAGCAGAUUCCACCCUCCUCACCCCACAAACCCAGCAGAUCUGGAGUCUGGUAGUGCUGCUGCCCACUGUCUGGCAAGAUACGGGCAGGACCGUAUCAGUAAGAGUUGCACCUGGGCAGGAGCUGAUUAACUGGGUGUUCAGCUCUCCUCUAACCAAUUUUCCUGGGCAGGAAAAUUGGUUGUGAUCCCAGUUGCAAGGACUCUCCCUAGAGCAGGCUGCUGGAGGUGCAGAGCUGCUCUAGCAGAGCAGAUCAUGAUGCUGAGAACCCUCUUGCCUGGACCAGAAGGGCACAGGGGAGGCUGAUGGGCCCUCACUGAGCAGUGGAGUCCAGAAGGACCAGAGACUGGCCUUGUCUGCCAGGAGGAAAGGUCUGAUGGGGGUGGCCUUGGCUCAGCACCCAGUAGUGAGUCCUGAGAGGAGGCAGAGCACGUGUCCUUCCUCCACAUCAGCCGAGCAGGCUUCUGUCUGUGCGGGCACCGUGCUUGGCACAACCUGUGCCUUUGAGAAUUCCCCAGCCUGUUUCUGAGGUCUCUUUGAGUCCAAGGUCAAAAUUAAGAAGGGUAAAAACCAAUUGAGGUGUUUGUACACAGACACAUAUGGAGCUGUACACGCAUGCACAGAUGUAGAUGCAUGUGUCAGGUCUGUGCAGCAGCCCCAGUGCUUGAGGAGCUGGACACCCGCUCUGCUCCCCCAAGACACAUUGUGCCCAGGAGAACUAGAAGUCUGCUGCCAUCUGCCUGCAGUCAUUCAUUUCGAUGUUGGUGUAAUUUUGGGGAUAUCUGAAAAGCAACAGAUGAAGAAAAACCACAUGCUCUGCUCUUUUGCACAAGGCAGCUAAUCUGCACCUCAGGUUUGAAAAGAAGAGCCUGGAUGACCAGCACUCAGCAGUCACAGUUUCCUAAUGUCUCUGUUAACGUUUCAGAGAAAAAGAGGAGCAGAACAGCUGAUAUUCCCUGGCACAUGUUCUUAAAACCAUGCUGGUUUCUGAAAAAGCUUCUCUAAAUCUGACUUGGGCUAUUUCUUAAAUUAUUUUAAAAAUAUAUAUAUAUCUACCAAUAUA
Messenger RNA from Vidua chalybeata, 4010 nucleotides. RefSeq lists its product as uncharacterized. The transcript is spliced from 4 exons. Lineage: Eukaryota; Metazoa; Chordata; Aves; Passeriformes; Viduidae. The record is from RefSeq and is a predicted model, not a curated record. The coding region runs from base 1355 to 2314 and encodes 319 amino acids.